AAGUUACAUAGGACAGUGGGCUGGUCCUGGGGGCUUUUGUGGGGUGGUGGGGAAUCUGAAGAACACCCUGGCUUCUACCAUCAUGGCCAAGAGGGCAGACCUGAAGAAGACAAUCCUGCACAAGAACUACAAGGCCGUUUGCCCGAAAUUGAAGCCAGAGACAACCAAAGUAAGAAGCGUUUUUGUAGCCAUGCCAACAGACAGGCCUGAGAUCCGUGGGGAGAUGACUUGGAGUCAGGGGUCAUUUUCUGUUCCUGGUGGCCAAGAUCUCUCCCAGACAUACAAUUUCAAAGAAGUUCAACACAAAGGGCCGUUUGCCAAAACAGGGAUGACACAGGAGUUAAAGAAUGAACUCAGAGAGGUGAGAGAAGAACUCAAGGAAAAAAUGGAGGAAAUAAAACAGAUAAAGGACAUAAUGGACAAAGAUUUCGAUAAGCUUCAUGAAUUCGUGGAAAUUAUGAAGGAAAUGCAGAAGGAUAUGGAUGAGAAGAUGGAUGUUUUAAUAAACAUACAGAAGGACAACAAACUCCCUCUUCAAAGAGGAUCAAGGGACCAUCACGACCACAGGCUGAUGGGAAUGACGGACAUCGACCCCCAGCUUAGGCUCAAAAGAGUGGACAGAGCGAAUAGAACAUCGUUGCCUCUUCACAAGAUGAUGGAACCGCAGAAACCAAAAAAGGACCCAAUGGAUUCAGUCCAUCAGUGCAGGAGCUGCUGUGAGAAAUGUAUGUUGUGUGCCUUAAAGACCAACUACAAUCAGGGCAGGAAACUUUCACACCAGACCUGGGAAUCGUCUUCACCAUUGGCAUCUGGGGCUGCCUUCUGAUGUAUCUGUGCCUCUUCCCCAAUAAGAUGGAAUAUGUGCUUCCAACGUAGCGUGGCUGCAGAGUCCACCAGCAACUCUGCUUCAUCCUUUCCCCACUCCCUGAGCUGUACCAUAAGGAUUUGCUACCCUCUUUAACACCAUCCCUACCCAGGCCUCCACCCUAAGAUUAAAAAUCUCCUUUUAAAGCCACAA
Cavia porcellus (domestic guinea pig) is the source of this 1018-nucleotide messenger RNA. RefSeq names its product testis expressed 35 (gene Tex35). Gene Ontology annotation, cellular component: nucleus. The transcript is spliced from 9 exons. The record is from RefSeq and is a predicted model, not a curated record. Bases 83 to 826 code for a protein of 247 amino acids. Lineage: Eukaryota; Metazoa; Chordata; Mammalia; Rodentia; Caviidae.